Molecule: messenger RNA, 915 nt
Organism: Triticum aestivum (bread wheat)
Lineage: Eukaryota; Viridiplantae; Streptophyta; Magnoliopsida; Poales; Poaceae
Exons: 4
Coding region: 148-627 (159 amino acids)
Source: RefSeq, a predicted model, not a curated record
GUCGCUUUCCAUCGCCGGCUCGCAGCUGCUCUUAAACCGUUCCACGAGCGUGGCCGUUCUGCCCCGCCAUUGCUCUCCUCUCUCCAGCUCGAACCCGUCAAGCUAGCUAGCAAUCGGAGCAGUGAGGCUGAUCUCGUCCUAGCAGACAUGGACGGCCAGAAGAUCCCAGGUUCUGUCAGGCUGGCCUGCGGAUGGGCGCUCCUCAGCGCCUGCGCCAUCUCCUUGGGCCACUACCAACUCCCCUGCAGCGUCAUCUCCGUUCUGCGGUACCGGUGCGAUGAGCUGACGGACACCAAGGCCGCCUACUUUAGCGCCCUCUGGAUCGGAACUUUGUGCUGCGCUGGAUCCCAGGCAACCGCGGCGGCGCUGUUGCUGCUGCUCCCACGCCGACCCCGCUGUGUACACCGUGUACUGGCCUACGCCUACCUCACGGUCGCGGUCGCCUGCGGCGCCGGCCACUGCAUGUACAACGGCGCCAUCCUCAUCCUCCGCCCUGCAGGAGUCUACUUCGCCGUCGUCAGGAUCCUGUUCAUGGUGGGCGACAUCAUCUGGACCACGGCUCUCUGCCUGGAAGGUACUUCAGUGUGCCCGAGAUGCCGGAAUGAUGCGGGUCAUCUUCGAAACUGAUGCUACAAAUUUGAAGGAUGGCCUGUGUAGCAAUGCAUAUGAUCUCCCACAGCAUGGUACUAUCUUUAGGGAGGCCAAGUAUAUGCUGUUUACUGGUUUUAUCGAGUACAAAGUUGUAUCCUGUAUUCCUGUGUCCAAGAAUGUAAUCGUGUUGCUCAUAAAUUAGCGGGUUAUGGUGCGUCUAUGGAAGCUGGUGCUCAUAUGUUGUGGCAUGGUACGGUUCCAGACUUUGUAAUCUCUGAUCUAGCCAGCGAGUAUGUUGUGCCAGGUGGUUAAUGGAAUCUAUGU